Messenger RNA from Lottia gigantea (owl limpet), 171 nucleotides. RefSeq lists its product as hypothetical. The annotation marks the transcript as partial. The record is from RefSeq and is a predicted model, not a curated record. NCBI's taxonomy places the organism in Eukaryota, Metazoa, Mollusca, Gastropoda, Lottiidae. Gene Ontology annotation, biological process: regulation of DNA-templated transcription; central nervous system development; brain development. Gene Ontology annotation, molecular function: DNA binding; DNA-binding transcription factor activity, RNA polymerase II-specific. The transcript has 2 exons.
AAAAGAAUCAGAACAGCUUUUUCACCAUCACAAUUAUUAAAACUAGAAGAUGCUUUUGAAAAAAAUCAUUACGUUGUUGGUCAAGAAAGAAAAGAUUUGGCUGGGAAAUUAAGUUUAACUGAAACUCAGGUUAAAGUUUGGUUCCAAAAUAGAAGAACGAAAUGCAAACGG